AUGCCUCACAAUAUUAUGCCCACGGACUCGCCAACCACAUCGCUUACUCAUAUACAGAUCGGAGGACGAAAAUCGAAGCUAGCUGUUGUGCAAUCAGAGUUGGUGAAACGGGCCAUUCAGGACAUUUUCCCGUCGUUGUCAUGUGAUAUACUAGCAUUGAGCACCUUGGGCGAUAAAGUACAAACACAACCGUUGUACACGUUUGGAGGCAAGUCGCUCUGGACGAAGGAGCUCGAGAUUUUGUUGUUGGAUGCUGUUGACGAGUUCCCCAAGUUGGACUUGAUUGUCCACUCGUUGAAAGACAUGCCCACGCAUUUACCAGACGAGUUUGAGUUGGGCUGUAUAUUCCAAAGAGAAGAUCCGCGAGACGCGAUUGUGAUGAAAGCGGGCAGCCCCUAUCGACACCUCAAGGACUUGCCUGGCGGGUCGAUUGUUGGAACGUCCUCCAUCAGAAGAUCGAGUCAACUCAUUAAAAACUAUCCCCAUUUGAAGUUUGAGAGCGUGAGAGGCAAUAUCCAGACAAGGUUAAGGAAACUCGACGACCCAGAGAAUGAGUUUUGCUGUCUUAUAUUGGCAAGUGCCGGCUUGAUACGUUUGGGGUUGGGCGAUAGAAUCACUUCGUGUUUAGACGAAGUGUAUUAUGCAGUGGGACAAGGUGCGUUGGGAAUAGAGAUUAAAAAGGGUGACGAGAAAGUCAAGGAUAUUUUGAAGCUUAUCGAGGAUCCAGUGGCCACAGUGUGCUGUUUAGCCGAGCGCUCCUUGAUGAGGUAUCUAGAAGGUGGGUGUUCUGUUCCAUUGGGCGUGCAUUCCGAUUACAACGAAACGACAAAACUGUUGACUUUGAAAGGGAUAAUAGUCAGUCCCGAUGGAAGCAAAUCGGUAGAAGACGAAGUGACCCGAACUAUAACGACAAACGAAGAUUGUGAGGCUGUGGGUAUCGAGCUCGGAGACAGGUUAAAAGCCAAAGGAGCAAAAGAAAUUUUGGACAAUAUCGACAUGACAAGGAACAUCAACGCCAGACCCACAGAAGUAUAA
Molecule: messenger RNA, 1035 nt
Organism: Lodderomyces beijingensis
Lineage: Eukaryota; Fungi; Ascomycota; Pichiomycetes; Serinales; Debaryomycetaceae
Source: the annotation of a GenBank genome assembly